AUGUUGUUCCCCGAUGUUCUGGGGACAUUUCCCCUUCAAGCCCUUGUCUCUGGCCAUUAUGAACUAUUGGUAUGCCUUCUCACAGCUUCAGCGCUGCUCGUCGUCUAUGCGGCCAUGGGAGAGAGUUCUUGCGGCAGGGGUGGCUUUCCCAUCGCCAAUCCUACGCGUGUUUUCGAAUUCUCCUCCAUAUUUCGUGUCGUCGCCUUCAUACGAUCGCCCAGGGACCUCCUCAGAUCGUUCGCUGAGAGGUACCGCGACACGCCGUAUUGGCUCAACAUGGAACUGGGCAAAGUUCUUGUCUUGCCUGCCCAUAUGAUCAACGAGAUCCGCGUCAACCCCAUAAUGAGCAGCUUGGCUGCAAUCCAGGAGGUUCAGAAUGGUUCUCUAAAAGGAUUCGAGCCGAUUGGCGACGUGCUCGACGAUCAAAUGCUCAAACUAGUGAAGGAGCAUUUGACGACCAAGAACAUGGGGAAGAUGAUACCAUCCAUUUCCGAAGAGGUUUCCGACAGCCUGUCGCUCAUUUUCUCCGACUCUUCUGAUUGGAAGGAGUUCCAACUAGGUGAACCCAUCAUUCGCCUCGUUGCCCGAACCUCAUCGAGAGUCUUCGGAGGAAAGACCUUCUGUCGCAGUGAGGCUUGGCUUAAGGCCAUGGCCAAGUACACGAAGCACUUCCUGCUUGCCAGUAUCACCCUGAGGUUCUUCCCUACAUGGAGCAAGUCCCUCGUCCAGUGGAUACUCCCUCCUUGUUGGUUGCUGAGAUCCAACCUUGUGAAUUGCCGCCGGGUGAUUGAACCGAUUCUGGAGCAGCGCCAGGCCGAGGUUGAGCGCGCACAAGAGAACGGCGAGGACGUAGAGUAUGCUUUUGACCAAGCAUUGACCUCGCUCGAUAGGGAUAUCGAUAUGGCCACAGCACACAUCAGCUUAGCUAUGGUUGCCAUUCACACCACGGCAGACCUGCUCGAGAAGACAAUGCUGGCCCUUGUUGAGCAUGAUGAACUCAUGGAGCCACUGCGUCAGGAGGUCAUGAGCGUCCUUAGUACCCAUGGACUGAGCAAUGCAGGAUUGGCCGGGCUCACACUGAUGGACAGUGUGCUCAAGGAGACCCAGAGAAUGAACCCCGUCGCAAACAGUUUUCUGAACCGCAUUGCUCUCGAAGACUUUCAGCUGUCCAACGGCAUGAUUAUCCCCAAAGGCACGCUUCUCGGCGUUGGCCCUACUCACAUGUGGGACAAUUCUUUUUACGAGAAUGGCGACAAAUUCGACGGCUAUCGCUUCUUCCGAAUGCGUGAGGACCCGGAUAAACGGCAGCAGUCCUAUUUGGUCAGCACCAGUCCGCAUCAUCUCGGCUUUGGCCACGGUUCGCACGCUUGUCCCGGCCGGUUUUUUGCCGCCAAUGAGAUCAAGAUCAUCUUGUGCCACCUGCUCCUCAAAUACGAAUGGAAGAUACUGGGGGAAGGACCGCAUAUUAUCAACCUGGGAGUAUUGAACGCAGCGUACCCAUGGACGAAAUUGCAAAUACGCAGGAGAGCGGAGACGUUGAAUCUCGACGAGAUUUGA
Molecule: messenger RNA, 1557 nt
Organism: Colletotrichum destructivum
Lineage: Eukaryota; Fungi; Ascomycota; Sordariomycetes; Glomerellales; Glomerellaceae
Product: Putative cytochrome P450
Exons: 5
Coding region: 1-1557 (518 amino acids)
Molecular function (GO): oxidoreductase activity, acting on paired donors, with incorporation or reduction of molecular oxygen; heme binding; iron ion binding
Source: RefSeq, a predicted model, not a curated record